AUGCAUACCAUCUCGUAUAUCGCCAUCCUCAUCACAACCGCUCUCUUUGGAGUUGCAUGCGCAGGACCUGCGCCGCAUGGACACGCCUCUAGCUACGCUUCGGUGCAGCAACACUUUGACGUCCAUCAUCAUGGUAAUCACGGAUAUGACAGCCAUGUCAGCCAUCCCCAUUAUGCUGGCCAUACUCAGCAUCAGCACGUCCAUCAUCAUGAACCGCAUCAUCAUCCCAAAUACGAGUUCAAAUAUGGCGUAAAGGACACACACACCGGUGAUUAUAAGAGUCAAUGGGAGCAUCGUGAUGGCGAUCAUGUGAAAGGUGGCUACACUUUUGCGGAAGCUGAUGGCACCGUACGCGUUGUGGAGUACACUGUUGAUAAACAUAAUGGUUUCCAAGCUGUUGUCAAGAGAAUCGGGCAUGCCCACCAUCCGCAGGUCCACCAUCAUGGUGGCAGCCAUGGUUUCCAGGGUUAG
Molecule: messenger RNA, 471 nt
Organism: Rhagoletis pomonella (apple maggot)
Lineage: Eukaryota; Metazoa; Arthropoda; Insecta; Diptera; Tephritidae
Product: adult-specific cuticular protein ACP-20-like
Exons: 2
Coding region: 1-471 (156 amino acids)
Cellular component (GO): extracellular matrix
Source: RefSeq, a predicted model, not a curated record